This is a messenger RNA of Trichomonas vaginalis G3, 1131 nucleotides long. RefSeq names its product actin. The record is from RefSeq and is a predicted model, not a curated record. The transcript has a single exon. Lineage: Eukaryota; Parabasalia; Trichomonadida; Trichomonadidae. Bases 1 to 1131 code for a protein of 376 amino acids.
AUGGCUGAAGAAGACGUUCAGACACUCGUUAUCGAUAACGGCUCUGGUAUGUGCAAGGCUGGCUUCUCUGGUGAUGAAGCCCCACGCUCUGUUUUCCCAUCCGUUGUCGGCCGUCCAAAGUACAAACAACAAUUAGUUGGUGGCAAUGCUAAGGACGUUUUCGUUGGUGAUGAAGCCUGCUCCAAGGCUGGUGUCCUCAUCCUCAAGUACCCAAUUGAACACGGUAUCGUCAACAACUGGGAUGAUAUGGAAAAGAUCUGGCACCACACAUUCUACAACGAACUUCGUGUUGACCCAACAGAGCACCCAGUUCUUCUUACAGAAGCCCCACUCAACCCAAAGGCUAACCGUGAGAAAAUGAUCUCCCUCAUGUUCGACACAUUCAACGUCCCAUCCUUCUAUGUCGGCAUCCAGGCUGUUCUUUCCCUCUACUCUUCUGGCCGUACAACAGGUAUCGUUUUCGAUGCUGGUGAUGGUGUUUCCCACACAGUUCCAAUUUACGAAGGCUACUCCCUUCCACACGCCAUCAUGAGACUUAACCUCGCUGGCCGUGAUCUCACAGCCUGGAUGGUCAAGCUUCUCACAGAGCGUGGCAAUGCUUUCAACACAACAGCCGAAAAGGAAAUCGUUCGUGACAUCAAGGAGAAGCUUUGCUAUGUUGCCCUCGACUUCGAUGCUGAAAUGGAGAAGGCCGCUACAGACUCCUCCAUCAACGUCAACUACACACUUCCAGAUGGCAACGUCAUCACAAUCGGCAAUGAGCGCUUCCGCUGCCCAGAAAUGCUCUUCAAGCCAUACUUCGAUGGUAUGGAAUACGAUGGUAUCGACAAGACACUCUUCGACUCCAUCAUGAAGUGCGAUAUCGAUGUUCGUAAGGAUCUCUACGCUAACAUCGUUCUUUCUGGUGGCUCAACAAUGUUCAAGGGCAUCGCCGAACGUCUUGACAAGGAAAUCACAGCUCUUGCUCCACCAACAAUGAAGGUCAAGAUCGUCGCCCCAGAAGAGCGUAAGUACGCCGUUUGGGUCGGUGGCUCCAUCCUUGCUUCCCUCGCUACAUUCCCACAGAUGGUUAUCACCAAGGAGGAAUACGACGAGGCUGGCCCAUCCAUCGUUCACCGCAAGUGCUUCUAA